UUGUAAUUAUUUUGAUAUGAAAAAAAAAGAAAAUUUUUAAAAGUAAUGCUGUACUAUAUUGUUAAUAGUUAUAAUUUAUUAUCAUUUAAUAAUUAUAAAAGUUUAUAAAUUUGUUAAAUUAAGUGUUUAAUAAAAAUGUCACGAAUUUUACUUAGAAAAUUUGUGAGACAAAUCAAAGGUGUCAAAUAUGUCAGUACUUGGUCUCCACUCGCUACUGCUUUUAAUUCAAAAGCAACACCGGAUUUAGAUUUAAAUAAUAAAACUAAAGCAACUGGAUUGUUUAAUAUUCCUGAAUUAGAGAAUGCAUCAGGUUUUGAGAUACUCAAAAAUUAUGCGAUAUCACAUUCAAAUAAACUUGUUGAGGAAGCAACAAGUCCUGAUCGUACAAGAAAAAUGGUUGAAAUUUUUGAUGAACUAUCAAAUACUUUGUGUCAAGUUGCAGAUAUGGCAGAAUUUAUAAGAUUGGCUCAUCCGGAUCAAGAGUUUUCAAAUUAUGCAGAAGAUGCAUGUUUGGCAAUUAGUAGUAUAGUUGAAAGAUUAAACACUGAUAGAAAUUUAUACGAUUCAUUGCAACGUGUUAUUAAAAAUGGCGAUAUACAUAAAACCACAGACAUUGAUAAUCAUGUAUCACAAUUAUUUUCAAUUGAUUUUGAACAAAGUGGUAUUCAUCUUCCAGAAGAACAAAGACAAGAAGUUGUUAAUCUUAACGAUUUUAUAUUACAAAUUGGUCAAAAAUUUACAUCGAGAGCCCUUACUCCAAGAUCAAUACGAAUAGAUCAAGUACCAACGAUAGCGAGAAAAUAUUUUAUUGCCGAAAAAGGUCAUGUUGUGAUUAAUGGUCAUUUUGCCGAGUCGCCAAGUCCAUUAAUACGUGAAGUAACUUAUAAAAUAUAUUUACAACCUGAUCGUAUUCAAGAACGAUUUUUAAGAGAUCUUUUAAAUUCAAGACAUAAACUUGGUGUAAUUUGUGGUUUUCCCUCUUACGCUCACAGAGCCGUUAAAGGAAGCACAAUGGAAACACCGGAAAAUGUAAAGGACUUUUUAAAUAUUUUAAAUGGAGAAUUAAAAGCAAGAGCAGCGAAGGAUUUUGAAUUUAUGCAAUCAAUGAAGAGCCAGAGUUUAAUAACUACUAUUAUGCCGUGGGAUACAACAUUCUUUACAUCGCAAGCGAGAAAUUCUUGGUUACAAAUGUCAACGACUGAUUAUUCACCAUAUUUUUCAUUAGGAGCGUGCAUGGAAGGUAUUAAUUUAAUAACUCAAGCUUUAUUUGGAGUUCGUUUAGAAGCGGAAUCAACACAACAAGGCGAAGUUUGGCAUGAUGAUGUUUAUAAAUUAGCUGUUAUUGAUGAAACAGAAGGAUUAUUGGGACAUAUUUAUUGUGAUUUAUUUGAACGUGAGGGUAAACCAAAUCAGGAUUGUCAUUUUACAAUUAGAGGAGGACGAGAAUUACCCGAUGGUUCUUAUCAGAAUCCAAUAGUGGUGAUAAUGAUAUCAUUGCCAGUGUCAAGAUGGUUAAAUCCAUGUUUAUUAUCGCCAUCGUCGAUGGAAAAUUUAUUUCACGAAAUGGGACACGCUUUACAUUCAAUGCUUGGUAGAACGAAAUAUCAACAUGUAACUGGAACUAGAUGUAGUACAGAUUUUGCCGAAGUUCCAAGUAUACUCAUGGAAUAUUUUGCUAGUGAUCCUCGGAUUGUAAAACUUUUUGCUAAACAUUUUCAAACACAAGAACCAAUUCCCGAGCAAUUAGUGGAAAAAUUGUUUGCCUCAAAAAGUGUUUUUCCAGCGUCGGAAAUGCAAAAUCAAGUUUUUUACAGUAUGCUCGAUCAAGUUUAUCAUAGCGAGGAAUUAAAGUGUGAUACAACGAGUAUUUUAGCUGAAAUACAAAAGGAUUAUUAUUCACUUUCUUAUAUUCAAAAUACGGCUUGGCAAUUAAGAUUUUCCCAUUUAGUUGGAUAUGGAGCGAAAUAUUAUUCUUAUUUAACUUCAAGAGCAAUUGCAUCAUGGAUUUGGCAAACCUAUUUUCAAAAUGAUCCCCUGAGCAGAUCGUCAGGUGAGAAAUAUCGUCGUGAAUGUUUGGCACAUGGCGGUGGUAAACCACCAUCGAAAUUAGUCUCUGAUUUUCUAAAUAAAGAAGCUAGUCCAUCGAAUUUUGCAAAAUCACUAUUAAAUGAAAUUGAUAUGAGAAAUGAAAAAGUUCACAUAAUGAGGAGACAAUUAAACUCGUAAAUAUUCUCGCCAAUUGUAAAUAGCGUCAUUUAAUAUUAUAUUUGUCGAUAAGGUAAAAAAAAAUUCCACGUUUAAAAAAACGUAUUCUUUUCUUAAAAAAAAAAAAGAAAACUAGAAAAAAAACGUAACAUCCAUUAUAAAUAAUCCAAUGGCCUGCACGACAAAGUAAAAAAAAAAUGAAACGGAUAAAUAAAAAUUGACAUGAAAACAAACAAAUUAGAAAUUUGUUGUUAAAGUCAUUGGAAUAUUUACAGAAAAAAAAAAGUUGUGUACAUAAAAUAGUUUAAAAGCAAAUAAAAAUCUAGGACUUUUUUAAAGUA
Messenger RNA from Leptopilina boulardi, 2546 nucleotides. RefSeq names its product mitochondrial intermediate peptidase. The transcript has 10 exons. The record is from RefSeq and is a predicted model, not a curated record. Bases 136 to 2226 code for a protein of 696 amino acids. Lineage: Eukaryota; Metazoa; Arthropoda; Insecta; Hymenoptera; Figitidae. Gene Ontology annotation, molecular function: metalloendopeptidase activity. Gene Ontology annotation, biological process: peptide metabolic process. Gene Ontology annotation, cellular component: mitochondrion.